Caenorhabditis elegans is the source of this 334-nucleotide messenger RNA. RefSeq names its product Neuropeptide-Like Protein (gene nlp-22). The transcript is spliced from 2 exons. The record is from RefSeq and is marked reviewed. Lineage: Eukaryota; Metazoa; Nematoda; Chromadorea; Rhabditida; Rhabditidae. Bases 26 to 334 code for a protein of 102 amino acids.
AUUCUCGAACUUUCCCAACUCGGAAAUGCGUUCCAUAAUCGUCUUCAUCGGAUUGACGAUCUUCGCGUUGGACAUUCUUCUGGUCCAGACCUCAGCUCUUGGGCUUCAGGGUGGAAUCGAUGUCUUCCGCGGAUUAGGAGUUGUCGAUCAAGUCGAUUUCAAUCAGAUCCUUCACCGAGCAAACUACCUGCGCAACACUCGUGAGGGGCGCUUGCGCUAUUGGAGACUCCGAACCCUUCCAAUCAUGAAAAAGUCGAUUGCGAUUGGGCGAGCCGGAUUCCGUCCAGGGAAACGAACAACGGACGAACUAACUGGAUUCCCAAUCGGAGUAUGA